This is a messenger RNA of Olea europaea var. sylvestris, 2072 nucleotides long. Its product is annotated as U5 small nuclear ribonucleoprotein 40 kDa protein-like. The coding region runs from base 221 to 1276 and encodes 351 amino acids. Gene Ontology annotation, molecular function: protein binding; RNA binding. Gene Ontology annotation, cellular component: catalytic step 2 spliceosome. The transcript is spliced from 3 exons. NCBI's taxonomy places the organism in Eukaryota, Viridiplantae, Streptophyta, Magnoliopsida, Lamiales, Oleaceae. The record is from RefSeq and is a predicted model, not a curated record.
GCCAGCUUUCAGCUCUCGGGAACUUUCAGGAAGAACCCUAAACCAGUUUUUCACCAGCAAGUCUAUUGUAUUGCACGUGGAUUUUGACUUGAUGCUGCAAGUGCUUUACGCAGCAAAUACUUGUGGCACUAGAAGAGUGGGAAGCGGUGAAGGUGAAGGAGGCUGUGAGAGGACAUAGAAAUGAUGUGAGGAUGGUGGAGAUUUUUUGAAUUAUUGGGUGAUGAACAAGAAGAAGAAAGCAGAAGUGAGGAUGCAAGUCGAAAGUUCUCUGUCUGUGGUUGGUCCAAGGCCAACAGAGUUGUCAACUAUGAUACAUAGUGGUGGCCCACCAGUGCCUGGACCAAAUGGGAAACAGCGGACUUCGAGCUUGGAGUCACCAAUCAUGUUGCUAACAGGGCACCAAAGUGCAGUCUACUCAAUGAAAUUCAAUCCAGCAGGGACUGUUGUUGCAUCUGGUUCACACGAUAAGGAGAUAUUCUUGUGGAAUGUACAUGGUGAUUGCAAGAACUUCAUGGUCUUGAAAGGGCACAAAAAUGCUGUGUUGGAAGUGCAAUGGACUACUGAUGGCACACAAAUAAUAUCGGCCAGCCCAGAUAAGACUUUAAGAGCAUGGGAUGUUGAGACAGGGAAACAAAUAAAAAAGAUGAUGGAACACUCAUCUUUUGUGAAUUCUUGUUGUCCCGCUCGAAGGGGCCCACCUCUUAUUGUCAGUGGGUCGGAUGACGGGACUGCAAAACUGUGGGAUAUGAGACAAAGGGGGUCCAUACAGAAUUUUCCGGAUAAAUACCAGAUUACAGCAGUCAGUUUCUCGGAUGCAUCGGAUAAGAUUUACACUGGUGGCAUUGACAACGAUGUAAAAGUGUGGGAUAUUCGGAGAAGUGAGGUUAUUAUGAAGCUCCAAGGACAUCAAUAUAUGUUAACCGGCAUGCAAUUGAGUCCAGAUGGUUCUUACCUUCUGACUAAUAGCAUGGACAACACUCUUCGAAUAUGGGACAUGCGCCCCUAUGCGCCCCAAAAUCGCUGUGUGAAGAUUUUGGAAGGGCACCAACACAAUUUUGAGAAGAACUUGCUGAAAUGUGGUUGGUCACCCGAUGGAAGCAAGGUCACUGCUGGUAGUAGUGAUCGCAUGGUCCACAUAUGGGAUACAACUUCUCGUCGCAUAUUGUAUAAGCUUCCAGGUCAUACUGGAUCAGUUAAUGAGUGUGUCUUCCAUCCCAGUGAGCCUAUCAUUGGCUCUUGCAGUAGUGAUAAGCAGAUAUAUCUUGGUGAAAUCUAAACGACCUUCGGUAAUUUCUCCAUCAUCUUUUCAUACAGUUGUGAGGUUGAAAGUAGUAGCUAGCCGUUGAGACCAAUUUGUGGACAAGUGACGGUAUCGUGGAAAUUGUGACGCGUUUUAGUUAAUUUUUGAUCGUUGGUGUUGAUAGGUGUUCCAUUUAGCAAUUAUGGCAUAUGAGAAUUUGUUGCAACACGUAUCUUUAGCUGGGAUCGGAAUUUAGCUAACUUUUCUAUAUUUUUCGUGUUUUAGACAAUGAAUGUGUAGCAUAGAUUUGUGUUGCUGUGUUGAUGACAUUACUAUGUGCAAGAUGUUCAUCACAAAGGUUAGUUAAAGUGAAGAGUUGCCCGUGUACAGGAGAACCUUUUCCAGCUAACAUGUGGGCCCACCUCGUAAUUCAAAAAUAUUGAUAUUCAAGAUUGGAUUACUAUCUCUCAUCAUAUGGAAGAGACGUGUUUAACUCAAGAUUGGAUUACUAUUUCUCUCAUCAUAUGGAACAAAAAUAGGAGACGUGUUCAACUCACUUGGUACAUAUUCAUGAAGUAGAUGUGUUGCUUGACUAGACUUGUGUCUUAGAUCAAAGAAUAAUACCAUCAUGUUUGAUUGAUGUUUAGCACCAAUUUAUGUCAUCAUAUGGAGGAGACGUGUUUAACUCAAGAUUGGAUUACUAUUUCUCUCAUCAUAUGGAACAAAAAUAGGAGACGUGUUCAACUCACUUGGUACAUAUUCAUGAAGUAGAUGUGUUGCUUGACUAGACUUGUGUCUUAGAUAGAAGAAUAAUACUAUCAUGUUUGAUUGA